AUGCCGACGCAAAUCGUCACCCCGAUCGACUACAAGCCGGGGACCCUGCGUCUCCUGGACCAGCGGAAGCUGCCCCUGGUCCAGGAAUACCUCGAAGUGACGUCCCCGCAGGAUGCAUGGCAGAUGAUCAAGGACAUGGUCGUUCGCGGCGCCCCCGCGAUUGGAAUCACCGGCGCGCUCGCGCUGGCGGAGGACCUGCGCCGGCAGCGCGGAACGUUCGCGUCCCCCGCCGACGUCUCCGCGCACGUCGCGACCACCAUGGACUUCCUCGUGACUUCUCGCCCGACCGCCGUCAACCUCGCCGACGCAGCGGGCCGCCUCAAGGCCGAGGCCGCCCGCCUGGCAGCGCCCGGCGGCGCUUCGGACGCGUCCGCGGCCUGCGACGCCAUGAUCGCGGCGUGCGAAGGCGUCCUGCACGACGACGUCCGCUUCUGCAACGCCAUGGGCAACGCCGGCGCCGACGCGCUGCUCGCGGCCACCGCGCACAUCACCGCGGGCCGCUGCGUCAACGUCUUGACGCACUGCAACACGGGGGCGCUCGCGUGCGGCGGCAUCGGCACCGCGCUGGGCGUGAUCCGCGUCCUGCACGCGCGCGGCGUCCUCGGCCACGCGUACAACACCGAGACGCGCCCGUACAACCAGGGCGCGCGCCUCACGGCCUUCGAGUUGGUCCACGAGAAAAUCCCCGCGACGAUGGUCUGCGACUCCGCCGUCUCCUACCUCAUGGCCCAGGGCAAGGUCGACGCGGUCGUCGUGGGCGCGGACCGCAUCACCGCGAACGGGGACACCGCGAACAAGAUCGGGACGUACCAGCUGGCGCUGGCGGCCCGGCACCACGGGCUGCCCUUCUUCGUGGCGGCGCCUACGACGACGCUCGACCCGGCGCUGGACCACGGCGGGCUGAUCGAGAUCGAGCAGCGCCCGCACGAGGAGAUGACCACGUGCCCGCGGACGGGCCAGAGGGUCGCCGCGGAGGGCAUUGGGAUCUGGAACCCCAGUUUCGACGUCACGCCGCAGGGCUUGAUUACAGGGAUCGUCACGGAGCACGGGCUGAUUCCGCGCAAGGAGGGCGGCGGCGGGUUCGACGUGCGGGGGUUCCUGAGCCAGCACGGGCAGGAGGUCCCCGGGGGGAGUGACAGGCGGGUGUUGGAAACCAAGCUGGGCUACAGGGACCUCGACGAGGCCGGAGUGUGCGCGUACGUGGCGGAGAGGCCUGGGCUCGCCCGCCUGGUGGCGCCAGAGGGCAGCGACCCGGCAACGUGGAAGGUUCGCGAGGUCGGCGACGGCAACAUCAACUAUGUGUUUAUCGUGGAGGGCCCGCUCGGGGGCAUCGUGGUCAAGCAGGGGCGCCCGUAUAUCCGGCUGGUGGGGGAGUCCUGGCCGCUGACUCAGGACAGGAUCCGCCUCGAGGCGCAGGCGCUGCGGGAGGAGGGGCGGUGGUGCCCGGAGCACACGCCCAAGGUCUACCACCUGUCGGAGAACCUGUCGCUGUUCGUCAUGGAGUACAUCCCGCCGCCACACUCCAUCCUCCGCCACGCCGUCUGCGACGGCGGCGUCUUCCCGCACCUCGCCGAGCAUGCCUCCAAGUUCCUGGCCCACACCCUGUUCCAUACCUCCCUCCUCUACCUGUCCACCGCCGAGCGCGCCGACCUCGCGGCGCGCUUCCGCAACCCCGAGAUGUGCCGCCUCACCGAGCAGGUCGUCUUCACGGACCCCUACUUCCCCGCGGAUAUAAACAAACACACCUCCCCCCAGCUCGACGCCGACGUGGCGGACCUGCGCGCCGACGCGCGCCUCAAGGCCGCCGCCGCUGAGAUGAAGCGCAUCUUCUGCGAGUGCGGCGAGGCGCUCGUCCACGGAGACCUCCACACCGGCUCGAUCAUGUGCACCGAGGCCACGACGUACGUCAUCGACGCCGAGUUCGUCUUCUUGGGACCGAUGGGCUUCGACGUCGGCGCGCUGCUCGCGAACCUCCUCCUCGCGUUCUACGCCACGGACGGACGGUCCGCCGCGGCGGGCGGCGGCGCGGACGACCGCGCUGCGCAGCGCAAGUGGCUGCUGCGGUCCGUCGGCGACAUUUGGCGGAUGUUCGUAGCGGAGUUCGAGGCGCUGUGGGCCAAGUCCCACGGCGGGGAUGCGCUGCGGAAGGAGGUGUUCGGACACCCGCUGGAGGACGCGGCGGCAGAGGGGGCGGCGUCGCGACUUGCGUUGGAUGCCUGGACCCGGAGGCUGCUGGCGGACUCGCUCGGGUUCGCGGGGUGCAAGAUGAUUCGUCGCAUCGUGGGGAUCGCGCACGUCGCGGACCUGGAGGGGAUCGAGGACGCGGACCGGCGCGCGGUGUGCGAGCGGCGGGCGCUGAAGCUGGGUCGGGCGUUGCUGACGCAGCGCAGCGCGUUCGAGAGCAUCGAGCGCGUUCUGGAGCUGGCCGAGGAGAUCAGGAAGGACGGGGCGCAGCCGUACUCGCCCCUGUGA
Pedinophyceae sp. YPF-701 is the source of this 2472-nucleotide messenger RNA. NCBI's taxonomy places the organism in Eukaryota, Viridiplantae, Chlorophyta, Pedinophyceae. The record is from the annotation of a GenBank genome assembly.